CCAAAUACACUCGUGAGUGACGUGUGUUUCACCCAAUGGCGAAGGGAGGACUUGUCUUCAGUGACCAAUCAGAGUGCGUAGAAUCGCCGCGGCCUGCAAUGGGGCUCGAGGUGUAUGUGUCCGCCGCCACGGCCUGCCCUGCUUAGCUCUGGCUGGGAGGCGGGGAGGUGUAAGGACGAAGGGAGCGCAGAAGAAACGGGAACUUCCCCAAGGGAAUGUAAAAGUUUAGGACCGGGAGCACCCACCGGACGCCGUGUCUGCGCGCCUGAAACACUCUACACGCUGCCCGGGUUCUCAUGGAAGCAGAUGGAUUUGUGAGGAGGCGUCGGAUGACCGCGGAGACCACUGGCGGCGAUCCCGGGGUUGCUGGUGCCUCCGCCGGGGCAGAAGUUCGAUGGCUGGGGGGCAGAUUCUGGGGAGUUUCCGAAAGUAUCGUGGGGAGCCUCGCGCCCCGGGUCGGGGGCGAGACGGAGCUGCAGACUGUUGAUUGUAUCCGCUGCUCGCAAGACGCAGACGCGGAGGACUCUGAGCCGGACUAUGAGGGUCUGCCACAGGGAGCGUCCACCGGCACCCACAUGUUGGCAGGAGCCGUGGCCGGGAUCAUGGAGCACUGCCUCAUGUUCCCCAUCGACUGUGUCAAGACACGAAUGCAGAGCCUCCAGCCCGACCCCGCCGCCCGGUACAGAAAUGUAAUGGACGCCCUUCGCCGAAUUGUAGCCACAGAGGGAGUCUGGCGGCCAAUGAGAGGGCUCAAUGUGACAGCAGUCGGGGCGGGACCUGCCCAUGCCCUCUAUUUUGCCAGCUACGAGAAACUCAAAAAGACUCUAAGUGAUGUUAUUCACCCAGGGGCUAACAGUCAUUUGGCUAAUGGAGCAGCUGGGUGCGUGGCAACACUGCUUCAUGACGCACUCAUGAACCCAGCUGAAGUUGUGAAGCAGCGCAUGCAGAUGUAUAAUUCGCCCUACGGCCGCGUGAUGGACUGUAUACGCGCCGUCUGGCAGAAAGAGGGCACUGCUGCCUUCUACCGCAGCUACACCACCCAGCUCACCAUGAACGUGCCCUUCCAGGCGCUCCACUUCAUGACCUACGAGUACCUCCAGGAGCAGCUCAACCCCCACAGACAGUACAAUCCCUCAUCCCACAUGUUGUCGGGAGCCCUGGCGGGAGCCAUCGCAGCUGCGGCCACGACGCCCCUCGACGUCUGCAAGACCCUGCUCAACACCCAGGAGUCUCUAGCCCUCAGCUCCAUGUCUUCUAGCCAAGGCCCCGGCCAAGGCCAAGGAGCUCACAGACACAUCUCAGGCCUGGCCCAUGCCUUCCGGACAGUUUACAGGUUGGGCGGCCUGAAGGGCUUUUUCAAAGGGGCCCAGGCGAGGGUCAUCUACCAGAUGCCCUCCACAGCCAUCAGCUGGUCGGUGUACGAGUUCUUCAAGUAUGGACUCACUAAGCACCAGCUUGAGAGGAGAAUGCAGCACAAGGAGGCCGAGCUGUAGAUGUCUCCUGUAACAUCGCACUGCCCUCCCUGUGAGGAGAACAUCAACAUGUCAAUACGCACAUAGAACAUGACAUAAUGUCCACCUCAGCUGUCCCAUCCCUUUCAGACAUAGCAGAUAGGAGAACGCCAUCUUCAGCGACGCAUCGAGUAGUUAUAUUUCUGCCACACCUUUUCAAGACUAGAUAUGGUUUGAGUAACGCUGCCUCUCUCCUCUAGGAGAAAGCAUUAACACAGUACUAUAGAAAUAGUUAAUCUGCCAGCGUUUUUUUUUUUCAAGCCAUUCUAGUGGCCACUGCAUUUGUCCAAGCCGAGGAUAAAUGUGAAGAACGCACAAGUUUUUAGUUGGAAAGGUAGUCAGCAGAGGGCAGUAGAGUUUCUGUUAAUUAUGGGAGUUUGCUGUCCUAGAUUAUGAUUUAAUUUUAAUUUUUUUCCAAACUUUGAGAGAGUUUGACAAACCCAGACCAGUUUGAUUUCAGUCCUUUCUCAAAAAUAUUUUAUUGAUAAAAUUGCGUUUUCUCAGACGUUUAGAAUGAACAGAAAACUGACCGUAUGCUGAGAUCAUUCAGACAAUAAUUGAACGAGAUCAUUUCCUGAUAAGAACAAAAACUCAGAUACAUUUUGUAGAAAGAAGCCCUGCUUACAAUUCUUAGAGACCAUCUUUUUAUCCUAAAUAACUGAUCUGUAAUUUCAAAUGUAGUCCAACAUAAUUUGACGAGUCCACUGAUUGACUAAAAGGCCAUAGUUCAGAUUUGAUGUUCCAUUUUUAUUUGGCUAUUGGCAGAUAUAGGAAUGAAUCUAAUUAAUAUAAUGUUUUUUUCACCCCUUUUCAAAGGUCAGUGUUAGAGAUUCUUUCCUAACAUGUAAUAGGACAGAAUGAUACCAGAUUUCAGUAGCUCUAAGGUAUCUGAAGUGUGUGUGUGUAAUUUAUUUUGAAUUACUUGACAACUUGAUUGAAUUUUAUUUUCCAGCAAAUAUAUUACUUUAAACGUUCCCGUUCCCCCCCCCAUUCGUAUGUUUAAUCAGCUCUCGGAUCAUCCAAACGCUCAUCUUUAGUCCCGUGUACCCGUUUGGCAGAGCUGAACCGCGGCAGAAGUCGGAGGCCGUUUGUGUCCAUUAACUGUAGCUACGACCACCAGCCCGUUUUCACCUAGUGAACUACUGAGUUUCAAUAUCUUGCGCGGUGCCCAGAAGAAGUAUCAACUCUCGAGGAGGUCGUUCUCUCCGUACGAUAUGUAUCUGCACCCCUACCGAGUACUCAUAAAUGGAAGCUUGUCAUUCUUAUUGAUUGAUGUCUGAUUGUUUCAGACACUGAAUUGCACUCGUUGAAUAAAGAUUGAGCAGCAGGGCACUGCCCUCUGCUCAUAAAUGAUGGGAA
Scophthalmus maximus (turbot) is the source of this 2870-nucleotide messenger RNA. RefSeq names its product solute carrier family 25 member 28 (gene slc25a28). The coding region runs from base 297 to 1493 and encodes 398 amino acids. Gene Ontology annotation, biological process: iron import into the mitochondrion. Gene Ontology annotation, cellular component: mitochondrial membrane. Gene Ontology annotation, molecular function: ferrous iron transmembrane transporter activity. The record is from RefSeq and is a predicted model, not a curated record. Lineage: Eukaryota; Metazoa; Chordata; Actinopteri; Pleuronectiformes; Scophthalmidae. The transcript is spliced from 4 exons.